AUGACUUCGAACCAGGUAUACCAGGACGCGCCGGGUCUGGAGGCGCAACGAGACGUGAUGGCCGCAGCGCACGAGCAUGGCCAUGCGGAUCAGGACGAUGUGGCGCCCACCCAGCUCGAGGCAGGCCGUGUCGAAGCAGCAGCGGACGACGAGUUUGGCAUGGAGGAUGCCGAGACGUAUGGAGAGCGUCUAACGCGUGUGCUCACGGGUGAAGCCGAAGCAACACAGCCCUCUUCAGCGCAGAAAGACGGUGGAUCGAAUCGCGCUCGAGCAAAGCCCACGCUGAUGCGGCGUAGGAAGGUCGACACGAAGCGCAAGGCGAGCAAGGCAGCCUGGAGGACGGGUGUUCGCCAGCGGGCCGAAGAGCUGGCACGCACCGCCGACUCGGAAAAAGCCACUACCGCUCGAACGCAGAGUGGGGAGAGUGGCACAUCGAGUACGCAGGCGAGCGAUGUGCCGAUGCGCAUCAAGAUGGUGGGUGAGGAUGGCAAGCCCAUGCGUCGACACGGCAUCCGCGAGCGCGUGCUCCACUUCACCCCCUCGUGGUUCAGCGUAACCAUGGGCACGGGCGUCAUCGCCACACUGCUCAACCUCCUACCCUGGCCAUCGAUCCACGCGGGACUGCGAUACCCGGCAGCGGUGUUUCUGCUGGCGGAUAUUGUGAUCUUCAUCGUCUUUCUGUGCGCGUUCCUGGCGCGGUACGUCAUGUACCCCGAGGUGCUGCCGCUGACGAUCAAGCAUCCGCAAAAGUCGAUGUUCCUAGGCACCCUACCCAUGGGCCUCAUCACCAUCGUCAGUGGGAUCGCCCAGCUGGGCACGGUCGAGUUCGGUUUGGGGAUGGGCUUUGCACUGGCCGCGAGUGGGAUGUGGUGGGCGUGUGUGGUGCUGAGUCUGCUAACGAGCGUCGGGGUGCCGUUUAGCAUGAUGACGUACCAGAAGCACUACUUCGAAGGCAUCACCGCCGCACUGUUGCUGCCCAUUGUCCCGCCCAUCACCGCCGCUGCAACGGGCAGCGUGCUCGCCGAGAUCUUUAUCGAGCGCUACCCGACCUAUGCCUUCACCAUCAUGGUGGUGAGCUACCUGGUGCUCGGGAUCGGGUUGCCGCUGGCGCUGUUGAUCCAGGUGCUGUACUUUCAGCGUCUGCUGCUGUUCAACAGUCCACCGCGGGACGUGAUCAUCUCGGUAUUCCUUCCGCUCGGACCGUGCGGUCAGGGCGGCUACGCCUGUCUGCACCUCGGCCGUGUGGCGCUGCAACUUUUUCCCGUCAUCUCUGUGCCGGCAUCGUCCUCCGGGGUGCCGCAGCUCUUCUCGGUAGGUCAGGCUCUGUACGGCGCUGGGCUCAUUUCGGCCAUGAUGCUCUUUGGCCUGGGCAUGUGGUGGCUCGUGAUCGGCGUGUGCACGAUCGUACGCGAGCUGAGCCACGGCAAGCUCGGAUUCAACAUGGGCUGGUGGGGUCUCACCUUCCCCUCGGCCAGUCUCGCCAUCUGCACCGCGAGCCUGGCGGUGGAGCUCGACAGUCUGGCGCUCAAGAUCACCUAUACCGCGCUGGUGGUCGCCAACAUCGCGCUGUGGACGUACGUGGCGAUCCCGACGGUGCGGGGGGCGUGGACGGGAAGGCUGUUCAGCGCGCCGUGCCUGGCGGAUCUGCCGCUCAAGCCGUAG
Messenger RNA from Moesziomyces antarcticus, 1662 nucleotides. RefSeq names its product C4-dicarboxylate transporter/malic acid transport protein. Gene Ontology annotation, biological process: sulfite transmembrane transport; transmembrane transport. Gene Ontology annotation, cellular component: plasma membrane. NCBI's taxonomy places the organism in Eukaryota, Fungi, Basidiomycota, Ustilaginomycetes, Ustilaginales, Ustilaginaceae. Gene Ontology annotation, molecular function: sulfite transmembrane transporter activity. The transcript has a single exon. The coding region runs from base 1 to 1662 and encodes 553 amino acids. The record is from RefSeq and is a predicted model, not a curated record.